GGGGUCUGGGCAGGGACAGGGGCUGGGCUGGGUGAUCCCUUCAGUCCCUUCCAGCUCAGGAUAUUCUGUGAUCUUGUGUUCCUAUGAAAGAAAGGAAGGAAAUCACCUCUAACUCCAGAUCUGGAGUCCAGAGAGCUCUCCUUAGGGGGACAGCAGUUCUGGCUGGCAGUGCUUUAGCAGGGGCUCCCCUGGCAGCUGGAUUUGGGCACUUUCAGAAGCAGGUGGGGACAUUUUCCUGCUGCGGGAGGUCCAGGAGCCCUUCCCCUCUCUGCCUAGAGCUGCCAGGCUGUGCUGGAUGGCAACACCAGGGAAUUCAGGGUGUUCCAGGGGCAAAUCCACAUUUGGCAACCUUAAAUUCCUAAUUUUCCUGCUUUUGUGAGGUCAGUGCACAGGUCCUGAUGACCUUUAUUAAAUGUGGAGCUGUUUUAAAGGCAGAUCCAACCCAGUGAGCUGCUGACAGUCCCUCUAUCCCUUUCCUGCCAUCCCCAGCUUUGGGCUCCUGCUGUUUUCUCCCACCCUGGAGCCCAGCUGACCCCGGAGCAGGCAGAAUUUGGUAACCCUAGAGAAAAUGCAGCAGUUCCUGGCCCCUGGGGCAGCUCGUGGGAGGUGUGAGCAGCAGGAUGGGGUAUCCCAGGUGCUGUCCUGCUGCUGUGGGGCAGAACUACCCUGCAGUGUCCCCUGGAGGUGACAGAUGACUGUGUAAACAUAAUGCAGCUCCUCUCCCUUCUCUCUGCCUGCAUUAAACCUGCUCCGAUUUCCUUCUUUGCCUCUGUUUUCCUCACCUGGAAUCUCUUUCCCCUUUGUCUCUCUUCACUAGUUUUUGCAUUAAUGCAUAAUGGUAGAGAAAAGGCAAGAACCUGCUGAUCCCAGCUGAGGUCUUGGCUUUAAAGUCUUAAAGAAAAUACAAUUGAGAACCCUCUAGAUCAAUGUUCUGCUGAAAAAGUUUUCCCAAACUAAUCCAAGGAAGGAGCACAGCGUAAUGUUUCUUUGAGGUUGAAAGGAGAAAGUGCUAAUUUCAUGCAGAAAAGAUUGUAUCUUGGACUAGCAUAGGAAUAGAAAAUAAAUUGGUAUUAAAUUACUUUCGUCUGCCUCAAAAUAAUCUAAUAAAGCAUCUUCUGGAUCAAUAGCUGAAUCAUUAUCCCAGGCACAUAGCGAGCUUUGCCUCUUUUAAUUUGAGAUUCAAGAAAAGACGUUUUUGCAUUACCAUAGUAAAAAGAAUAAUACUUUAAGUCUUCAUAAGAAAAAGGCAGAAGUAGGAAAAAAAAGAUAAGAACCACACUCAGUGCCUUAAGCAAAUGUCAUUCUUCAUUUGAAACUUGUAAUUUAUGGGUAGUGUGAAAUAAAUUUUUAUAUUUAAUGACUGUCAAUCUGUCAGCUUUGCUGACAAAAAAAUCCAACAACGCAAAGUGAAAGGACUUUGUGUGCAGAAAGGGGGAAAAGGGCAAGACAAGGCUUUCAACAACUUUGUUCUCCUAAUUAAGGCUCACUAGGAGAAAAAAAAGGAAAGAGAUGGCACAGUUCUCCCCUGAAAAUGCAGUUUCAUCAAAAGAAAAUGAGAUGUGUCAGUGCUGGCUGCAGUGCACAGUCCAAACAAGGCUGACGUGGGGAGAAACUGCAACCACAUGCAGAUUGUGGUCAAAAAAGCUGGAAUCACAGGGGUGUGGAUUCCAAAUACUGCAAAGGAGCUCAGUUUAUCAAAGCAUGGAGUAAAUACUGAGAGAACAUGGUGAGAAUAGGCAAAAGCACACUAAAUGUGUGUAUCUGGUUAUUUAAAGCAGUGAGACUUCAAAUAGGUGCUGAAGAGUGACCUCAGAAAUGACAUUUAGGGUGUGAUGAAGGGUGAGGUUAUUUCUGGGGCUGGCAGGGGUGGGUGGGCACUGUCAGCCUGGGACAGUCCUCAAAUUUCUAUCUUGAAAAAGCAGAUUUUUUCAUUUCCCUGCAAUCAGUUUCCCUGUAAUAUAUUCAUUAAUGCAGCAGGUGGAACAGGGAGUACAAUGUAAGUCCAGGGCACCAAGCUGGGAAGAGAUACAAACAGUACAGAGCACUGAAUCACAAUUCCAAAUGAUCUUGAUAAGUGGGAGAAAUGAUCUGAAACCAAUAGCCUGAGCCUCCCUGCAGGGAGGAGUAGCUGAGAAAGGUGAAAUCAAAUACAUCAGCUCGGAGCAAUCCAUGAGCAGCUGCACAGCACUGCAGGAAUUUGGGAAAAUGGGGUGGGGGGACUCCCCAGAGGCAGCAGAUGCUGUGGUAAGGGGAGGGUAAGGCCAGGCUGGACAGGGCUUGGAGCAGUCUGGGUGGUGGAAGGGUGGACUCAGAUGGGAUUUAAGGUUCUUCCAACCCAAACCAUCCUGGCAGUCCAGCCUCUGGUGAUCCCAACACUCCUCUCAAAUGAGCAGGGGUUUGCUGCUGGAGGUGCUGAUGCCAAGACCUUUUGUGUCUUGCUGAGCAAGAGGGGCACAGGGACCGUGCUGCAGCUCAUUAUCCACACUGCUUUCAAGUUAUUGUUAACUUUCAAGUUAUUGUCCCACAGGGAUUUGCCUGGAGCUUUUUCCUGUGGAGAGCUGGCAGUGCUCUUGGCUUCUCGUGUUCCCUGUCAGCAUCUCUGUGUGGGUGAGGAGCAAACCAAGCCAAAACUUUUGAUGAGCGUUUGCAAAAGAACUCAAAGCUUCCCAUGGCCCUGUCUUGGGUGGGGAUUGGAGCUGGGCCUUGAGCUGGUGACAGAUUUAUGGGAUUUUUCCCAGUGCCUGGAUGGUGUUGCUGGUUCCAGUGUAACAGGAUCCCAUGAGGGUGAGUGGCUUUGGAGUUGCUCCUGUUGCCUGUGGAGCCACGUGAUGGGAUGAACUCACAGCUCUGGAGAGGCAGGGUUGCAGAACUCAUCCCUCCAGAAGAGCAGCCUUUGCUCCAGGAAGUGCACACAGACACUGCAAGAGCUGAUUGUUCCUUUUCUUUCAACCAUCUACCCCUGGAUUAGCUUUGUUCCAACCCUCCAUGGAUCCUGCAGCUUUUGGGCAGCUCUGACACCACAAUUCCCAGGCUAAGGAAUUUGGUUUUCAUGGUGUCUCAGCAUUGUCAGGCAAACAACUCCAACAUGUGCAGCACUCUGGAGGAUCCAUCUGACUGUGCCUGAGCCUCCUGCUUUUCUUCUGGAGCUGCUAGAGGGGAAACUUGCUCCACAUCAGCACAGCCUGGUUUGGGGAGGGCUACAACUCCUGCCCUCCCUGUUCUUCACUGCUUUCCAUGACCCUUUGAUGAACAGUGACCUCUUGUCAGCCUUGAGAUAUGUGUUUUCCUCUUCUGAUGUCUCCAGCCCUGUCUUGAAACACUUACAGGAACUGAUGUGGUGUAACUGUGGGAUUUGUAGUUCCUGAAUCCUGCCUGGCUGAUCCUAGAGGAGGAGGAGGAGAAGGAAGAGGAGAGCCUCCUGUCUGUGCCACUCUUCAGCUCUUCACACUCCUCAGGCUCCAGCUCCAGCUCUGGACCCCCACCCUGCUGCAGGUGAGGAGGAGAAUCUCCCCCUGUGGCUGUGCCUUGGGCGUGGGAACACUUCUGAGGAACUACAGAGGGUUAAACCCUCAUUUCUGAACAGCCCAGGGGAGAGUCACAUGCACCAGGGAGAUUUUGCAAGUCCCUGCGUGCAGCUCAGGGUGAGGAGGGGGAGGCAGGGGCACAGACCUGGGUAAUCCCUGCUCCCAGGGGACACAGGGACCUCAUCCAGCACAGGCUGGCACCUUCCUGCUUGGAGGUGGCACAGUGUGGCACCUGUGCAGUGCAGAGUGGGACAGGCAGCAGCAGGAGGAGGAGGCUGAGCUGCAUUCCCAGCACCAGGAGUGAGCUGGAGCAGGGCUAAAAAAUGCCUUGUGGCUCAUGGGAAGCAGGAUGCCCAGGAAGGCAGCAGUGGGAGUGAGGGUUUCACAAUCUGCUCCCCACUCAGCUGCUGUGGGGCUGGUUGGUGCUUCCCAGCAGGAAGAGAGGAAAAUGCUGAAUUAGAGAGAGAAAUGCUGAAUUUCUGACCAGAAAACACAGAAUCCUUCAAGGAGACACACCUUCAGCAUGGCCCAGAAAAGCCAGACUGGUGGAACUGAGAAAAAUGGGUCCUCCCUCCUGUACAGCAAGAGUGAUUUCAAGGAAGGAGCCCUGCAGUGGGUGACAGAACCCCCACAAGGCCGGGUGCUGCUGGUGCUCAGCAUGGACAACACCUGCCCCAGCUCCUCCUUCGACAUGGACCUUUGUGCUGACAAACUGCAGUCCCUCGGCAUCCAGGUGCCGAUGGAUCUGUGGAGAAGGCUGAUCCAGGAGGGAGUCCUGAGGCCCGAAGUGAGGCGGUACCUGUUCUACAGCUCCAGGGGCUUCCAGAUUGCCAUGGCUGUGGUUUUCUACAUCUCUCUCUGGACAAACCUUUACUCCACCCUCCAGCUGAGUUCUCUGGGCCACUCCUGGGGGGCUGGUGUGCUGGUGACACUGGUGGCCCUGGCUCUCACUGUCCUGGUGAUCCUGGUCAUUGAUGGGCACCAGAGGAAGCUAAACGUGAACACAGAUGUGAGGUUGGCAGCUGUCAAUGAAAUCUUUAUCAAACACAGCAUAAUCCUGGGGAUUACAGAUGUCCUGGACGGGCCACACAGCAUCCUACAACUGUGGUUUGUGCACUUCAGCCCCGAGCACUGCCUCCAGGCCCUGGCAGCCCACAUCACUCACCUGCAGGGGACACAGGCAGACUUGAGGCACAGGCUGAACAAGCUCUGGGUGGUCAUGGAUGUGGCAGCUCAGCCUGAGCUAGGGAUGGAAGAGGAAGCUCCAUGUGAAGAAUCCCCUCUUUUAUUCAGAGGGGAGACCCUGAAUAAAGAUCCUGUGACCUGCAGUGAGCUCCUGCCCCUCAUCCCUGAGGGCCCACCCCAGGCCAUGGCCCAGCAGCUCCUGGUGAUCUUCAGUGCGUGCUACGUGCGGCUCCUGGUCACGGGCCGGCUCCCUCGGGCCAGCCCAGGGGGACACCUGGGCCACAGCAGCGUCCCCUGCCCCUGCCAGUUCAUCCAGAGCACCGUGCUGUGCCGCUGCUGAGUCAGGAAUGACACGUCACCCUGUUCUUCUAAGUUCUUCUAAGCCUUCUGAUGUUUACGUUUUUGUAAUGGAGUUUCUCGUGCACUUUUACGUAAAUAAUGAUUGUUUUUGCAUUCUUCUCUAGAAAAGGAGAAAUUUGAUGGAAUGUUAGCUUAACCAGUGUUGUUAGAGAAGUAACAAUUUCAUCCUCCAAUCCACUUUUGAAAUUCUGUAUGUAUUGAAUUCGAGAAAUAAACUUUCUUCUUUUUACCUUA
Passer montanus (Eurasian tree sparrow) is the source of this 5303-nucleotide messenger RNA. RefSeq names its product transmembrane protein 268 (gene TMEM268). The coding region runs from base 4048 to 5049 and encodes 333 amino acids. The record is from RefSeq and is a predicted model, not a curated record. The transcript has 9 exons. NCBI's taxonomy places the organism in Eukaryota, Metazoa, Chordata, Aves, Passeriformes, Passeridae.